Messenger RNA from Lichtheimia ornata, 693 nucleotides. RefSeq lists its product as uncharacterized. Gene Ontology annotation, cellular component: protein kinase CK2 complex; cytoplasm. The transcript is spliced from 5 exons. The record is from RefSeq and is a predicted model, not a curated record. Bases 1 to 693 code for a protein of 230 amino acids. Gene Ontology annotation, molecular function: protein kinase regulator activity. Lineage: Eukaryota; Fungi; Mucoromycota; Mucoromycetes; Mucorales; Lichtheimiaceae.
AUGAAUCCCUUGCUCAUGGCAGACAUUCCAGAUGCAGAUAUGGAGGAUGGAUACAGUAGCAGCAGCAGCCAUUCUCAGUCGUGGAUCUCAUGGUUCUGCUCGUUACCAGGCCACGAAUUCUAUUGCCGAGUACCAGAAAGUUUCAUUGAGGAUAGCUUCAAUUUGGUGGGAUUAUCCGAGCAUGUCAUGUACUACAGGGAAGCCUAUGAAAUGAUUUUGGAUGUUGAGCGAGAGGAUGACGAGAUGAGCAGCAAGAUACCAGAUGUCAGCUUACUUGUCCCUAGUGCUGAGAUGCUUUACGGCCUAAUACACCAACGUUACAUCAUUACAACAAUGGGAUUAAGGCAAAUGCUCGAGAAAUACAAAUCAGGCGUGUUUGGAUAUUGCCCUCGCUUUUAUUGUGAUCGUUUUGGGCUCCUUCCUUGCGGCCAAUAUGACCUACCACGAAGAGAUAACAACUUACGACUCUAUUGCCCUAAUUGCAAUGAUAUCUAUGUUAGCAGUGCCAAGUACUCCAAUGUCGACGGUUCCCAUUUUGGUACUUCUUUUCCACACCUCUUUGUGCAAGCUUUUCAAGAGGUUGUUGCUCCCCGUCCACAGAACAUUUACGUGGCAAGAAUAUUCGGAUUCCGUGUCAACGAACGCUCCCCUACAGGACCCCAAAUGCAAUGGCUACGCAUGACCAAGCCAUGA